AGUAGAUUUAAUUUUAUAAAAUAAGGUUAAUUUGCGAGAAGGAAGCUUCAAUGCACUGUUAAUCAUGUGUAUAGAUUAAUUGAAGUGCGAUAUGAUAACAAAAUUAAUUUCGAGUAAAAUCAUCAGAGAGAGGCAGUUUAGGGUGACUCGACGAAGAACAAUAAGAUGCAUUCGUGAUGUGUUUGCUCGCUUAUGUCGUGCUCGCACCUCCAAGUAACGUAAUUAACUUGAGAAUGGGUUGUGUUAAUAGUCGAACUGAUAUCAAUGAUUUGCAUCCUAAUGUCUUUCAAGUGAUGAACGUCGAUGAUUUGGGAAAUUUGAUCACACCUGGGAGAUUGGAAGUUACAGAAUCUGAUAUCAUUUUAUAUCAGCGUAGCAAAUCACCGGUAAAGUGGCCCCUACGCUGUUUACGUCGUUAUGGUUACGAUGCUGAAAUUUUUAGUUUUGAAUCUGGGAGGCGGUGUUCUACCGGUCCAGGAAUUUACGCUUUUAAAUGUCGUAGAGCAGCUCAACUAUUUAAUCUUGUACAAACAUAUAUUCAGCAAGUUUGUAAUAACGGCGACGAUGCAAUAUCGAGAGAAAUGCCAAUUGGUGCCCAUUCUGGGCCUACGGUAACAAGAGUGGCAAUACCAAUGGAGUCUAAUUAUCUCGAUCCAACAUCAACACGAAGUAAUGGACGUAUUUUAUCUUCAUUUUCUAAUCAUCAACAAAAUGGAAGACUGAGUAGCAUAGGAAGCAGUAGUGGCCCGAUAUCACCCCAAGGAACAAUGAGUUCUCCAUCACCGCCUCCUAUGCUUCCAGCAUCGUUACCACCGCCUCCACCAAUUCCACAUUUUCAUUCGUCCUUAUACGUUAACGAAGAAGCUCUGCAAGCAGUUGCCACCGCGGAUUUGGAACAUAAUAAUAAUAAAAGUCUAGCCAGAAGAUCAAUGCAAAGAUCUCACACUGUUAGCAGCUCAAUAUCGACUAACGGUUUACUAUCGUUUGAACAAGUUUCUGGACAAAUAGUAAACUGCGAAGUUUCGCUAUCAAAGCAGAAUCGCGCGGCUACGGUUCAGUCGUCGGCGCCUUCGUAUAUUAAUGUUGACCUCAACAGCGACGGAAGUCCACUUUCCCCCUUACACAAAGCUUACGAAUCCUCGACAUCGUUUAAAGACGAAGGGAUCACGGAGCAGCAGGAUGGCAGUUGUAAUCCUACAUAUAUGAACAUAAGCCCAAGACAGGAAAAACUUGAAUCGGUGGCUCCAAUCGUCAAAGCUCGUCCACCCGCUCUCUUGAUUUUACAGCAGCAACAACAAUCGGAGUCGGAAGAUGGUUCGAGACAUUUUUACGCGAAUCUCGAGGCCAGCGAGUUGGAAGGUUUGAAGAAGCGCUUCUCCGCGACGUCCAUCGUCGAAAAAUUACCCGUACAAACUCCUCCGCCUCUUCUUAACGUCACAGCUGCCCGAGAAAUGAGUUACGCAGUUUUAGAUUUAGAUAAAAACAACGCGCCAUCAUCGAACAUUGGGACGGCAGCCAUAAUAACGGCAGCGUCAACGUCAGCGUCAACGUCAGCGUCAACGACGGCAUCGACUACAAUGACAAUUACGUCGACAGAGUCGUCAGUAACACCACAACUACCUCCUUCUUCCUCUCCGCCAGACUCGCCUCUCAAAUCCCAGCAAAUUGGCUACGUGACGAUCGAUUUCAAUAAGACGGCCGCUUUAUCGCAUUCGGUUAAUUCGUGUUUAAUCAGUGAUAUUGACGAAGGCUCGAGAAAAACACGCCAUAAUUCGACCAUUAGUGAAUUGAUAAGUCCUUCGAGUAGACAUAACUCUUCCAUGAGUGAGUGAUUUAUAUAUAUCUUCGUUUGAUUGUUAAAUGAUUAUGUCUCCCUUACUGUUUGCCGCUGUAAAUAAUUUGUAAAGGGCAUUUCUACUCGUAUGGAGCUAUAUGCUCUAAACAAAUUUUUAUCUAGCGCCGCGUAUUUUGCCAUCCAUAUAAUUCUUAAUAUGCACGGCAAUGUGAUUUAAGUAACACAAUUGCGCCAGAAAGUUGCUUGUUUCCCGUAAACUUUGACUGAAAGCUUUUGAUCGUUUAUUGAUUUCAAGUAGAUCGAAUAAGCUAAAAUCAUGUUGAAUUAAUUAGAUAAUAUAUCAGAUAAUAGUUUGGCAUUUGUAGAAUGAGAUUU
Molecule: messenger RNA, 2170 nt
Organism: Ceratosolen solmsi marchali
Lineage: Eukaryota; Metazoa; Arthropoda; Insecta; Hymenoptera; Agaonidae
Product: serine/threonine-protein kinase pakG
Exons: 4
Coding region: 177-1832 (551 amino acids)
Biological process (GO): fibroblast growth factor receptor signaling pathway
Cellular component (GO): cytoplasm
Molecular function (GO): fibroblast growth factor receptor binding; transmembrane receptor protein tyrosine kinase adaptor activity
Source: RefSeq, a predicted model, not a curated record